CUUGAUAAGUUUAAACCCUAACCCAAAAGAGAGCACAAAAUUAGCUUUCAUAACAUUUGAGAGCCAAAGGCAAAUACCAAAACCCAAAGAAGAAAAUGCCUUCUUCACGAAUCCUAACCAACAAAUUCCCCACCACCUUCUCAUUUUUCACUUCCUCUUCUUCUUCUUCCACCUUAAACUACCGUCACCUAACUCCGUCACAGCACCGCUCGAUCUCCUCCACGUCACAGCUCCACAACUCAUGGGUGGAUAAGAUCAAAGGGGCCUUCACUGGGCAGAAGCAGAAGACCACUACAGGUCCAGAAGGAGGACCCCAAAUCAGCUCCGAAGCGUUCACUCUCCUCCGGUUUGCAGAUGAGUUGAAGAAUGCGAGAAGGAUAGGGACAUUCAAGCAGUAUAUAGUGGGACGAAGCAGUGAAGCGACAUUUGCAGAUGCUUUUGAGAAACAGGAAGCUAUACUUCGAUAUCUUGGAGGCUUUGAUUCUACUGGAGAUAAUAUUCAAAGCAGUCAAAAACAAGAAGCAGCAAAGCAUUGUAAUUGCACGGUGGCAGAUGUAGAGAAUGCACUUGCGAAGUUUACAUGGGCCAAAGAGGCACAAAAGAAGCUAGAGAAGUUAAAAGAAGAAGGGAAACCUAUGCCGAAGAACAUUGCUGAGGUGCAAAAACUGAUGGGUUCAACACCAUUGGAUAUUGCCAGGUCUAAUUUGGCCAAGAGUGGGCAAAUCAGUAGAAAUGCGCUAUGCCCUUGUGGUUCCAAGAAGAGAUACAAAAGGUGCUGUGGGAAGGAUUGAUCUGAGAACAAAAAAUUUUCAGC
Molecule: messenger RNA, 814 nt
Organism: Quercus lobata
Lineage: Eukaryota; Viridiplantae; Streptophyta; Magnoliopsida; Fagales; Fagaceae
Product: protein translocase subunit SecA-like
Exons: 5
Coding region: 96-791 (231 amino acids)
Source: RefSeq, a predicted model, not a curated record